Messenger RNA from Branchiostoma belcheri (Belcher's lancelet), 712 nucleotides. RefSeq names its product collagen alpha-1(XII) chain-like. Lineage: Eukaryota; Metazoa; Chordata; Leptocardii; Amphioxiformes; Branchiostomatidae. The transcript is spliced from 2 exons. The coding region runs from base 20 to 712 and encodes 230 amino acids. The record is from RefSeq and is a predicted model, not a curated record.
AGCCUUAAAACACUCCGAAAUGGAGAUAACUUCGCGGUCUUUUGUUCUAGUCGUGGUAUUCCUGUUGUGUAUUGAGACAAGCUAUUGUCGGUAUUACACGAGGGAGGUUAAAAAAAGCCUCCAAAAUCCUCUGAGGUAUGGGGAAACUGACAUAGUUUUUGUGCUUGAUACGUCCGGAAGGGUAGGUGGAUAUAACUUCGGGAGAGAAGUUACAUUUGUCAGAAACCUUCUCAACAAAAUCAACGUGUACAUGGACGGUGCUCAGGUGUCUCUCAUCCGUUAUGGUAAUGACGUGGAUGUGCUCAUACAUCAGAUUGGCUGUUGGCCUGGCAGUUCUAAGUGUGAAUUGCUACCCGCACUAAGUAGAGUCAGCUACACGGGCGGAUCGUCAAAUAUGGGGGCAGCACUGCAAAAGGCAAGAGAGCUUUUUGAAAGCAGUCGACCUGGUGCCAAGAAGGUAUUGGUGCUUUUGACCGACGGUCACUCGGAUGGAAAUGAAAACCCUGAUCAUCAGGCAACACUACUGAAGGCAACAGGAGUAGAGAUCUUCACCAUUGGCAUCGGAAGCUACGAUUACUCCGAACUACAGUCCAUUGCGUCACCUCCAUAUGCUGGUGUACAUGUUUAUCCGUACAAUAACUUCAAUGACUUCAAUGGUCUUGUACUGCAAAUACGAGGAGGUGAGAUGUUCAUUAAUUGCAAAGAUGCAUGA